This is a messenger RNA of Triticum aestivum (bread wheat), 2780 nucleotides long. RefSeq names its product pentatricopeptide repeat-containing protein At5g65560. Gene Ontology annotation, cellular component: chloroplast. Bases 162 to 2636 code for a protein of 824 amino acids. Gene Ontology annotation, biological process: chloroplast-nucleus signaling pathway; mitochondria-nucleus signaling pathway. Lineage: Eukaryota; Viridiplantae; Streptophyta; Magnoliopsida; Poales; Poaceae. The transcript has a single exon. The record is from RefSeq and is a predicted model, not a curated record. Gene Ontology annotation, molecular function: protein binding.
UCAAACAGGGCCUAAACCGCACUGGGAAUGAGAUGAGAUCCCAACAAUGGCGACGGCGCCGUGAGUAGUCGUGUGGUGCUGACUUCUGAUAUGCCACCGGCUUCACCGCCGCCGCCGCCGCCACAGCGUCCUUCUCUUUCAUCUCCGCGCAAACACCUCGCAUGGCGGCUUCCCAACCUCUGCCGACCUCCUCGGCCACUCCCGCCGCGCUUCUGGCGCACCUCUCCGCCGCCCUCUCCGCCCCAAACUGGUACCUACACCCCUCCCUGCCGCAUCUCCCUGUUCUCCUUGCUCCGUCCCUCCCCCAGAUGCCCGACGUCCCACUCCCGGUUCGUCUCGCCGCCGCGACCGCCCGCGCCGCGGCGCCCUCCCGCCAUCUUCUCAGCCUUUCCCUCCCAAUCCUCUUCCGCCUCCACUCCCUCUCCCCGUCCCCGCUCCGCCCCCUCUUCGACCGCUCCUUCGGCUCUCUCCUCACCCACCUCUCCCGCUUCGCACUCACCCCGCUCAUCCUCCGCCUCUUCGCUCACAUGCAUCUCCACUCGCCGCCUGCCCCCACGGGCGUCACUUACAAUAUCCUCAUCCGCUCCCUCUGCCGCAGAGCCGACCUGCCCCGCGCCCUCCGGUACCUCAGCCUCAUGGUCCUCUCUGGCUGGCACCCCGACGCCUACACAUUCAACUCCUUGAUCGUGGGCUACUCCCGCACCCACCAGACCGACGCUGCUCGUGAUCUGUUCGAUAAAAUGCCUUUGAGAGGAUUCCCGCGGGACGUGGUAUCCUAUGCUGCAAUGAUUGAGGGGUUAUGCGAGACGGGGAGGAUUGAUGAGGCAUUGGACUUGUUCACGAAGAUGGAGCUGUCGGACAUGCAUACAUAUGCGGUCUUGGUGAAGGGGCUGUGUAAAGCAGGGCGGGGGGAGGAGGCGCUCCAGAUGCUGCAGAGGAUGAAGAAGUUGGGGUGGCGGCCAAGUACUUGCGCUUAUGCGGCCGUGAUUGAUUUAUGGUGUAGGGAGCAAAGGGUUGUGGAGGCUGAGGAAAUGCUGGAGGAGAUGUCUGACAAAGGGUUGGUGCCAUCUGUUGUUACAUGCACCGCGGUGGUCAAUAGGUAUUGUAAGGAGGGGAGGAUGAGUGAUGCGGUGAGGGUGUUUGAGACGAUGAAGUUGAGGUGGUGCAAGCCGAACGUGUGGACAUACAAUGCACUGGUGUGGGGGUUCUGCAAGGAGGGUAAGGUGCACAAUGCAAUGGCUUUGUUGAAUCGGAUGAGAGCACAUGGAGUAGAACCAGAUGUUGUGACAUACAAUUUGUUAAUUCGGGCCCAAUGUGUUUAUGGGCAUAUAGAGAAUGCUUUCCGGCUACUUCGUUUGAUGGAAGGAGAUGGUUUAGCUGCUGAUAUAUACACUUACAAUGCGUUGGUGGAUGCUCUCUGCAAGAAUGGGAGGAUCGAUCAAGCUUGCUCCCUUUUUGAUAGCCUUGAAGGGAGAGGCAUAAAACCUAAUUUGGUGACAUUCAAUUCAUUGAUAGGCGGGUUAUGCAAAUGUGAUCAAGUUGAUGUUGCAUGGUCAUUACUGGAAAAGAUGGUCUCAGCUGGUUGCACGCCGGAUACCUAUACAUACAGUCCGUUCAUCGAAUACCUAUGCAAGAUGAAGGGAUCACAAGAGGGUUUGUCCUUUAUAGAUGAGAUGCUAAAAAAGAGUGUUAAGCUCACGACGAUCAACUAUACCAUUGUAAUUGACAAGCUAUUCAAGGAGAGAAACUAUGGAUUGGCCACAAAAAUCUGGGGUCAAAUGGUUUCACUGGGUUGCAAUCCUGAUGCAGUUACUUAUACCACAUCUAUGCGUGCUUAUUGCAAUGAAGGAAGACUCAUUGAAGCCAAAAAUGUUGUGAGUGAGAUGAACAGAAGUGCGGUCACUGUAGAUACAAUUGCGUAUAACACGUUGAUGGACGGGCAUGCAAGUAUUGGACAGACAGAUUGCGCAGUCUCAAUCUUGAAGCAUAUGAAAAAUGUUGCUUCUAUGCCAAACCAGUUUACUUAUUUGAUCUUGCUUAGACAUCUUGUACAAAGGAGGCUAGCAGAAGGUGUGCCUUUGUAUGUAGCUGGUUUAUGGAAGACCACCAGGCUUACUGAUAUCUUUGAAUUGUUUGAGAUAAUGAAGAAGAAUGAUAUUAUUCCUAACACGGAUACUUAUUCUGCAAUUCUGGAGAGGUUCUCUGAAGAUGGAAGAUCGAAAGAGGUGACAUCAUUGGUUUCUCGUAUGAAAGAUGAUAAUCUGUCUUUGAAUGAGGACAUCUACACUGCUCUUGUUAUGUGUUUAUGCAAAUCAAGACAGUAUUCCGAUGCAUGGGCGUUGCUUCACUCCAUGAUUGGUUGUGGUUUUGUACCACAACUGAUGUCCUAUCAGCACCUGCUUUGCGGGCUUAUUAGUGAAGGACAAGCUCAUAUGGCUGAAGAAAUUUUUGGGAACUGUAGAUGGGAAGACUACAAUCCUGAUGAAAUUGUGUGGAAAGUAAUUAUUGAUGGCCUGAUAAGAAACGGUCAUUCAGAUAUAUGCCGUGACAUGGUAUCCAAAUUAGAGCAGAGGAACUGCAGACCAAGUAAUCAAACAUAUGCAAUGUUGGCAGAAGAAUUGUCUACCAGGGGAUAAUAUACUGCUACAUUCACCAGGCGUGCAACACCGCUGAGCAAAGUUUCCAUCAGCAGUGUAAAAUGCGCCCAAUCAGAGGCUUGUACCCACACAUGAUGUAUCCUACUAGACACCGGAGUUACAUAUUACAUGGAUCAUUCAACA